Messenger RNA from Carassius carassius (crucian carp), 1839 nucleotides. Its product is annotated as BTB/POZ domain-containing protein KCTD12-like. The coding region runs from base 255 to 1079 and encodes 274 amino acids. The transcript has a single exon. Gene Ontology annotation, molecular function: protein binding. The record is from RefSeq and is a predicted model, not a curated record. Gene Ontology annotation, biological process: regulation of G protein-coupled receptor signaling pathway; protein homooligomerization. Lineage: Eukaryota; Metazoa; Chordata; Actinopteri; Cypriniformes; Cyprinidae.
GACAUCGGUGAGCGUUUCUGAGCCGCGUGCGCAAACUCACGUGAUUUAAAACCCAUUGCUGACGGAUUAUUAUGCAUAAAUUGUGUUUUGACUGUGAUGGUGAAAUGGAGACGUGUUGUCAGUUCAUUGGAAUAUACCUGACAUUACAUUAUUGAUAUUUAAACAACUCUUACAUUAGCGUACAAAGUGUGAAUUUAUUCCAACUUUUUAAAGUUUCCGUUCUUUCAUCAAGUAUUUGUCUUGUAUUCUGAAACAUGGCUUUAAAUGCCAAUGCUGUUAGCCUUCCAGUCGAAGACCUGUCCUUUCCUGAAAUCAUUGAGCUGAACGUGGGGGGUCAGGUGUAUAUCACGCGCGUCUCGACUCUGACCAGCGUGCCGGACUCGCUCCUGUGGGAGAUGUUCAGUCAGAAGAGCACCAGCAGCCUGGCGCGAGACACCAAAGGUCGCUUCUUCGUGGACCGAGACGGAUUCCUGUUCCGUUAUAUUCUGGACUACAUGCGAGACGGUCAGCUGGUGCUCCCGGAGCACUUCCCCGAGCGAGGCCGUCUGCAGCGAGAGGCCGAGUUCUUCAACCUCCCCGAGCUGGUGAAGCUGCUGGCCCCCAAGCUCACGAAGCAGAGCUCUCUGGGGGACGAGGGCUGUCAGAGCGACCCCGAGGAUCCCUCGACCGGGGCCGACGUCGCCCGCAGCCUCGGGGCCGCUCCCUGCUCCAGCGACGGAAAGUGCUCCGGCUUCAUCACCAUCGGCUACCGGGGCUCCUACACGCUCGGCCGAGACAGCCAAACAGACGCCAAGUUCAGACGCGUGGCUCGGAUCAUGGUGUGUGGGAAGACCUCUCUCGCUAAGGAGGUUUUCGGGGAAACGCUGAACGAGAGUCGUGACCCCGAUCGCCCUCCAGAGCGCUACACGGCGCGCUAUUACCUAAAGUUUACUUUCCUGGAGCAGGCUUUCGACCGGUUGGCGGAUGCUGGCUUCCACAUGGUGGCCUGUAACUCCACAGGGACCUGCGCCUUCGCUCACGAGCAGACUGAUGACAAAAUCUGGGCAAACUACACCGAAUACGUAUUCUACCGUGAGUGAUCUUAACCCCUGCCUCCCGAGCCAGAGAUCAUGUAGAAGCUUCUAGAUCACGUCUUUCCCUCAUCAGAGCCCUUCAUGCCUCACUCCAGUGACCUUCCCUCCCUUCAGACGAGCCCUGAUCUUCCCCUUCUCUCAGCUCCUGAGUGAUUGUGGAUGUGUGUUGUCCAGCUAAAAGCUGGAGACGAACUGCUAAACUAGGCUUGAGCCAUUCGAAAGGGCUUCUCUUGUGUCACUCAGAUUGGACAUAUUAGGAAGAUUUUGAGCUGGGGUGCGUUUCCCAAAAAGCAUAGUUGCUAACCUGUUAGCAACUUAGUUGGUUGGCAAUGGGAAAUUGUAUUGCAACCAACAAAGUUGCUAACUUAGUUAGCAACUAUGCUUUUGGGAAAUGCACCCCUGGUCAUGUUUAUGGUGUGCAACACUUUGAGGCUUUCAAAGGUUAUAAACUAUACAGAUCACCACACAACAGUCAUUUUGAGAGCAGAAGAUGAAAUAAUGCAGAGUAUUUCCAUUGGAAAAGCUGUUUUACAUUGAAUCCUUAGCAUUAGAUGUCUAAUGAAUAGUGUCAAGGCAGGAUUUGGAUUUAUUAGCCACAGAACGGUGUAAGACUUGAAAGUAUGCAGUGUUUUAUUAUUAUUAUUAAGCGUUCAGUGUUUUUCACACGUGUGUGUGAGAAUACACAAGUUUUAUUUGCACGGUCACAUGCAUCUCGUUGUCUAUUAUGAAUCAGAUAUUUCAGUUGCUUACCAUUAGUGUAGAUUGU